CCUUCCUCUUCUGAUUCACCUCGACCAGCUGUGUCUCCUUUUCAUGAUGGAGAAAACUAGCUCCCUUAUUUCUGUUACAUUUCUAUUUUUGGUGCACUACUACUACUACUCUCUCAUGGCUUGCUUGGCUGUGACGGUGAGUACUAGUAGGACUGUAACCAAUGUCACCACUGAUCAAUCGGCUCUUCUUGCCCUGAAAUCCCACAUCACUAGCGACCCUCAAAACAUUUUGGCCAACAAUUGGACCACCUCAACCUCCCAUUGCAACUGGAUUGGUGUCCAUUGCAGCACUCGCCACCACAGAGUUGCUGUCUUGAACCUUUCUUACAUGGGCUUAAGAGGCACCAUCCCUCCACACAUUGGAAACCUCUCCUUUCUAGCCUUACUAGACAUCAGAAACAACAGUUUCUAUGGAAACCUUCUUAAAGAAAUCGGCAAGCUUGCUAGUCUAGAGUUUCUUGACGUGAGGUGGAACCAACUUUCGGGCUCCAUACCAAGAGAAAUUGGGAACUUGACUUUCCUCAAAGAGUUAUAUCUUGGUGCAAACAAUUUAAAAGGAAACAUUCCUACAGAAAUUAGCAAGCUUACUAAUCUGAAGGUUUUGAGAAUGGGGUGGAACCAGCUUUCGGGAUCCAUACCAGCCUCCAUCUUCAACAUCUCCUCACUGGAAAGAAUUGGUUUGGACAAUAAUAGCCUGUCGGGUAAUCUUCCAAUGGAUAUGUGUUACAGUCUUCCAAAACUCUACUGGCUUGGUUUGUCCUCUAACCAGUUUGAUGGCCAAAUUCCUUCAUGUGAAUGCUCGGAACUUCAAACCUUGUGGUUGUCAAAUAACAAAUUCAAUGGAGAAAUACCAAGAGAGAUUGGGAACUUAACCUUCCUGAAAGAGUUAUAUCUUGGCACAAACAUCUUGAAAGGUAAAAUUCCACAAGAGCUGGGAAAUCUUCAUAAUUUGGAGAUGCUAGGAAUUGACAAAGCUGGCCUCACUGGUACCAUACCAUCUUUUGUCUUUAACAUUUCUUCUUUGAAAGGGAUUUAUCUCAAUAGCAAUCACUUUACUGGUAGUCUCCCACAUGGUAUGAGCCGGCAUCUUCCUAUGCUCCAGAUACUUAAUCUUUACAGAAAUGAACUGUAUGGAAGCAUUCCAAGAGAAAUUGGAAACUCUACUUCAUUGAUUCAAUUAAAUCUGGGGGAGAACAAUUUCACAGGUGCAAUACCAAAAGAGAUUGGAAACCUUCAUAAUCUGGAAUUUUUAAGUUUAUCAUUGAAUAGGUUAAAAGGUCCGAUUCCGGAAACAAUUUUUAAUAUGUCGAAACUACGAUCCAUUUCAUUGGUUGAAAAUUAUCAUCUUUCAGGCAAACUUCCAUCAAGUAUUAGGUUACCCAAUCUUGAAGGAUUAUACCUUGCUGGAAAUAGCCUCAACGGAAUUAUCCCUCACUCUAUCUCAAAUCUUUCCAAAGUCACUAUUUUAAGCCUUUCCAGCAACAAUUUCAGUCAUUCAAUUCCCAACUCACUUGGUAAUUUGAGACAACUCGAAUUUCUAGACCUAGCAUGGAACAAUUUCAACAGCGAAUCUCCAAACCAAGAAUUAAGCUUGAUCACUACCUUGACAAAUUGCAAACACUUGAGAAAUUUGUGGAUACAUAACAAUCCUUUGAAUGGCAUCCUUCCAGUUUCCAUUGGGAAUUUUUCAACUUCGCUCCAAGAUAUCCAGGCAAGUUAUUGUGAAAUUAAGGGCAACAUUCCCAACCAUAUUGGUAACUUGACCAAUUUAGCUUUCUUAAGGCUAAGUGGCAAUGGCUUCAUUGGAUCUAUUCCAACGACAAUGAAAGAGUUGCAAAAGCUUCAAAUUUUAAAUCUUGGAAUUAACAAGAUACAAGGCCCCAUUCCAAAUAAUCUUUGCCACCUACACAACUUGGGUUUAUUAGCUCUGAAUGAAAAUGAACUUUUUGGUCCAAUUCCAACUUGCUUAGGGAAUAUUACAUCUCUAAGAGAACUCUUUCUGGGUUCUAACAAAUUAACCUCCACAGUGCCUAUAAAUUUGUUCAGCCUGAAAGAUAUUUUGUAUUUGGACUUGUCCUCAAAUUCUUUAAGUGGCUAUCUUCCUUCAGAGAUUGGAACUUUAAAGGUCGCAAUACAUAUAGAUCUGUCACUGAAUAGAUUCUCUGGUGAUAUCCCUAGCGCCAUUGGAGAUCUGCAAAGCUUAAUCAAUCUUUCUUUGGCACACAAUGAACUACAAGGACCUAUUCCUCAAUCAUUUGCCAACUUGAUAAGCCUGCAAUUCUUGGAUCUAUCUUACAACAAUCUCUCAGGUAUAAUUCCAAAGUCAAUGGAAUCACUGCUGCUUCUUCAGUAUUUCAAUGCAUCCUUCAAUAGGCUAAGAGGAGAAAUUCCCAACGGAGGACCAUUUGUAAACUUCAUAAAUCAAUCCUUCAAGUCAAAUGAAGCACUCUGUGGUGCCCCACAGUUCCAAGUCCCACCAUGUCACUCAAGCUCUCUUCACGGAUCAAGAACAAAAAAAGUUGUUCUAGUUGUUUACAUUUUGUUGACAAUUGCUUUAAUUGCCUUGAUCUUCACAUUUGUCUCAAUAAAAUGUCGAAAGAGAAACAGAAUUCCAAUUGAAACAGAUUUGUUACCCACGUUACCACAAGGAAGAAUUUCACACCAAGAACUUCUAUGUGCUACUGAUGGUUUUAGCGAUAAAAACUUACUUGGAAUGGGAAGUUAUGGUUCUGUUUACAGAGGGAGAUUUAUAAAUGGAACCAUUUUUGCCAUCAAGGUAUUCAAUGAGCAACUAGAAAGUGCUUACAAGAGUUUUGAUACAGAAUGUGAAAUGUUGCGCAACAUUCGUCACAGAAAUCUCACCAAAGUUAUCAGCAGUUGCUCCAAUCUAGAUUUCAGAGCUUUGGUGCUCCAAUACAUGCCUAAUGGGAGUCUUGAAGAGUGGUUGUAUUCUUCUAACCAUUUCUUAGAUAUCUUACAAAGAUUAGAUAUAAUGAUAGAUUUGGCAUGUACGCUCAAUUAUCUCCACCAUGGUUAUUUAAUACCGUUGGCUCAUUGUGAUCUAAAGCCCAACAAUGUUCUGUUAGAAGAAGAUAUGGUUGCACAUCUCAGUGAUUUUGGCAUUUCAAAGUUCCUGGGUGAGGGUGAGAGUAUUGCACACACCAAGACUCUUGCUACAUUAGGAUAUAUUGCACCAGAGUACGGAUCGGAAGGAUUAGUAUCCACAAGAUGCGAUGUUUACAGUUACGGUAUUAUGUUAAUGGAAAUAUUUACAAGAACUAAGCCCACUGAUGAUAUGUUUGUUGGAGAUUUGAGCUUGAAGGUAUGGGUAAGUGAGUCACUACCUAAUGCAAUAAUUAAGGUUACAGAUGCCAGGUUGCUCAGUCAAGAAGACGGACAACUUGGUGCAAAGGUACAGUGUGUAUCAUCCAUCUUGCAAUUAGCUCUGAAAUGUUGUGCAGAGUCACCCCAGGAGAGGAUAAACAUGAAAGAAGUCCUGGAAACACUAAAGAAGAUCAAACAUAUGUUUCUUGCAAGCCGUGAAGGCAAUAAACACGAAGAUUGCAUUGCUUUGAGAGGUGGAAGCGAUGGUGGCUCCUCUGCUCCAUGAUAUCAGAACUAUGUUUGAAAGGGAGUUUGCUCUGUAAAAUAGGUAGAUGACAUUGGUGGAAGCACAUAUAUGUUGUUCCGUUUUUAUUAAAAAAAAUUGGAUAUAUAUGGUGUGUUAUGUCACAGUUCAUAUAAUUGAUUGUCUUUUGGAUCUAGUGGUCAUGUACUGCUUCGCUGUUUUUAUUGUGUGUAUUCUAGCUGUAUGCUGCGUGUAUGUUUUUAUGGUAUCUAUACAUAAUGUUUUUUUAUUUAUUAUGGCGUAGCCUUGAUGUGUUUAGUACAUUUCUGAUGGGAGCUAUCCAAAGUGAUUUCAUUCUAACAUUGCUUAUGUUGCAUUUGCUUUACAAAAUCUUAAUCAUAGUGAUUUGAAUUAGCCAAGUAAAAUUUAACCUAUAUGAUGACAUGGUUACCCAUGUAGGUGACUGGCAUGACAAAGUUUUAAACUGAAACUGAGUCUAUGAUACAAACCCAAAACCUAUUUAUGAUUCUGGCUUUAUGACACCAGGUUAUUUCACACUAUAAUAUUUGUUAAACCCCAGUGUGCAUUUUCAACUACUCAUCAAAGUUAUCAGCAGUUCUUCCAACCUAGAUUUCAGAGCCUUGGUACCCCAAUAUAUGCCUAAUGGGAGUCUCGAAAAAUGGUUGUAUUCUCCUAACUAUUUCUUAGAUAUCUUCCAGAGAUUAAACAUAAUGAUGGAUGUGGCAAGUGCGCUGGACUAUCUCUACCAUGGUUAUUCAAUACCAUUGGUUCACUGUGAUUUGAAGCCUAAUAAUGUCUUGCUAGAAGAAGAUAUGGUCACACAUGUUAGUGAUUUUGAAAUUUCAAAGUUCGAGGAUAAGGGGGAAAGUUUUGCGCACACCAAGAUUCUUGCAACUUUGGGAUAUAUAGCACCAGGUGAAGUUUUAACUUUUGUAUUUAUUCAAAUCUUACUUUAGUUAUUUAUUUAUUAUUUUUUUUCAUGCAAGUACUUUAGGUUUCCAUUUUAGCCUAAUUUUUUUUUUUUUUUAAUUGGAGUUUUACUUUCCUUCCGCAUGUUAAUUCUUUUGAUUAAAUCUGAUGUUGGAAAUAGAGUAUGGAUCGGAAGAACUAGUAUCGACAAAGGUCCGGUGUUUACAGUCACUGUAUUAUGUUAAUGGAGAUGUUUACAAGGACUAAGCCGACUGAUGAGAUGUUUGCUGGAGAUUUAAGCUUAAAGCUAUGAGUAAGUGAGUCACUACCUAAUGUAAUAAUUCAGGUUAUAGAUGCCAACUUGCUCAAGCAAGAGGAAGGACAAAUAAGUGCAAAGGUGCAAGGUGUAUCAUCCAUCAUGCAAUUGGCUCUGAAUUGCUGUGCAGAAUCACCACAGGAGGGGAUCACCAUGAAAGAAGCGCUAACAACACUAAAGAAGAUUAGAUAUAAGUUUCUUGCAAGUUAGGAAAUGCAAGAAUCACGAAGGUUGCACUGCAUUGAAAGGUGGAACUAAUUGUAGCUCCUAUGCUCCAUGAUACUGAAACGUCUCAAAUGAAGUUUGCUGUGUCACAUAUUUGUUGGUUCAUUUUGAUAGGAAAAAAAAUAUGGAUAUAUAUGGUGUUGUCUGUAACCCUGACAGUCUAUUGGCUUGAUUUUCUUUAAGAUCUAGUGGACUUGUAUUA
Cornus florida is the source of this 5241-nucleotide messenger RNA. RefSeq names its product probable LRR receptor-like serine/threonine-protein kinase At3g47570. Gene Ontology annotation, biological process: protein phosphorylation; hormone-mediated signaling pathway. Gene Ontology annotation, molecular function: protein binding; protein kinase activity; ATP binding. The record is from RefSeq and is a predicted model, not a curated record. The transcript has 8 exons. Gene Ontology annotation, cellular component: plasma membrane. The coding region runs from base 44 to 3610 and encodes 1188 amino acids. NCBI's taxonomy places the organism in Eukaryota, Viridiplantae, Streptophyta, Magnoliopsida, Cornales, Cornaceae.